GAAGUGCUGCACUUCCCGCUUCUUGCGAACCAGGAAAUAAACAAUCGGUGACAGGGUUGAAUUUAAUGAACCAGCUGUUAAAGUGUUCAGAUUGCUUUUGAAAGAUAAUCGAAUACUCUUCUAAUUUGGCCAAAUCAUCGCCAGUCAUCAUGGCCGGGAUCUUUAAGAAAAAGACAGUAGAUGAUGUGAUAAAGGAGCAGACGAAGGAGCUGAGAGGAACUCAGAGGCAGAUCACCAGAGACAGGGCUGCCCUGGAAAAACAGGAAAAACAACUGGAGAUGGAGAUCAAGAAGAUGGCUAAGACAGGGAACAAGGAGGCCUGCACUAUUCUGGCCAAGCAGCUGGUCCAACUGAGGAGACAGAAGAACAGAACCUAUGCUGUCAGUUCAAAGGUCACAUCCAUGUCCACUCAGACCAAACUCAUGAACUCACAGAUGAAGAUGGCUGGUGCCAUGGGGGCCACUACUAAAACUAUGCAGGCUGUCAAUAAGAAGAUGGACCCUCAGAAGAUGCAGCAGACCAUGCAGAAUUUCCAGAAGGAGAACAUGAAGAUGGAGAUGACUGAGGAAAUGAUGAAUGACACAUUGGACGAGAUCUUUGACGGCUCCGGAGACGAGGAGGAGUCUGACAGCAUCGUCAACCAGGUUCUGGAUGAGAUCGGCAUUGAGAUUUCGGGAAAGAUGGUGAACGCCCCUUCGGCCAGCAGAAACCACCCCAGCGCUUCUACCUCCAAAUCAGACACAGGCAUCUCAGACGAAGACAUCGAACGACAGCUGAAAGCCUUGGGAGUGGACUAACACACACACACUCACACACACACACACACUCCGUGCCUGUAUACACACACACGCAUACACUUCUCAACGUAGUCAGUUACCGUCGCUGACAUGUCUUCUCUGGGAAAUAACAGAACCUGUUUUUACGAAGGCAGGCCAAUUCUGAUCUUUUAACCCAUCAGAUGAGCUCUUUUCGAAAGCUCUGAAUUGGUCUUUUUGUGUACUUGCAUCUCCAGUGACACAGUGUACAGCUGCAGGCGGGAGUUGGUCAAUGCUGUGGUCACAUGAGCUUCGUUUACCCCGACGGUCAUUCUUAUCGGUCCCCAAAUUCUGAGCAAAAGUGCUUAAGUAAUUUAUCAAAAGACCAAUUGUUGGAAAGAGAUCUGAAUUGUUCUGUUUGUGUAAAUUGAGACAAGGAGAGCUGUGUGGAAGUGUGAUUCCACCUGGGUCAGGUGUAAAUGGGGUCUAGGGAUUUAUGUUGCCACAGUUACAGGUCAGCGCUGCAUAGGGGAAUGGGGGAUUGUCAAGAUUAAAGUUUUAAAGGAUAGCUUUAAAACUUUUAUAGCAAAAUAUAAACGAUUAAAAAAAAAAACUAAGGUUGAACUGCAUGCUUAACAGUUUAUUACCCAUCGAAGAAAGAAAAGCCAUGUAACCUUUUCCUUUUAAGAUGCAUGAACAUUGCAAAUUCAAUUUUUCGAGAAUGUUGUCAUGGCUUACUACCAACAGGGGCCUCUGCCUCCAUCAGGGGCCUCUGCCUCCAUCAGGGGCCUCUGCCUCCAUCAGUUCAAAGAGCAACAUUUUUGGAACAAUCCAAUCUCUCGCCUAAGUGGACAGUGUUUCCCUAUCGUUCACAACUAUUGGUCCUUCUCAGUACGUUAGUUAUUUAGAAAUUAUUAGGGACUGUUAGCUGUGUUAUUCAUCAUAAGAUACAGAAUAGUUUUACAGUUUUGCACAAGACAGUGUUUGAAACACUACUGGACGUUGAUGUGGUUAUUGGAAAGUGUCUCUGUCAUGAAGUAGAACUGUAAUAAUGUCCGUGGAUAUUACCAGUGUGAGUGAGGACAAUCACCCUUGGCAAAAGGUAGCACUGCUUAUAUCACAAGCUGCCUUUCCACGAGCCGGUCUGAUUGGUCAAAAGAUCAAUGUGGGAGGGACAUCAGAAUUGGGCUGCUUGUGUGAGAGAACAGCAGCACACUGGACACCCUUGGUCCUGAUGAGCCCGCCUCUCAUACUGAUUUAAUAUUUUCAUCUGCUAUCCUUUUAUGUGAGAAAGUAUAAAUACAUUUCAUUUCUCAGAUGUAAAUGGCACUUUCUCAGACCUUUUCUUAAUAACACAUUGGACACUUGACUUUCAAAUCCCGCCCGUGUUCUAAGAUGACAACACUGACUCCAAACAACCCAGUUUUAGACUGGUAUUACUUUAAAACACUGAUGUAGAGGGCCUUUCAGUAGAACAGAAUGAGUAAAAUUAACUUGAAUGUGUGAUUUAACUGGUUUUAUUUUUAUAUAAUGGCUGGUGUGACUCAAAGAAAUAAUUAUGGUGAUGGGAGUUAGCUUUCAAAAUUGAACUGAUGACUUUCAUUUGUUCCAAAUUGAAACAUGUUUUUAAUUUAAAAUAAAAGCCAUUUUAAGUAUA
This is a messenger RNA of Esox lucius (northern pike), 2412 nucleotides long. It is a transcript of the gene chmp2bb, whose product is annotated as charged multivesicular body protein 2Bb. The coding region runs from base 150 to 797 and encodes 215 amino acids. The record is from RefSeq and is a predicted model, not a curated record. Gene Ontology annotation, cellular component: multivesicular body; ESCRT III complex. Lineage: Eukaryota; Metazoa; Chordata; Actinopteri; Esociformes; Esocidae. Gene Ontology annotation, biological process: protein transport; late endosome to vacuole transport; endosome transport via multivesicular body sorting pathway. The transcript has 6 exons.